Maniola jurtina (meadow brown) is the source of this 824-nucleotide messenger RNA. RefSeq lists its product as uncharacterized. The coding region runs from base 21 to 686 and encodes 221 amino acids. The transcript is spliced from 3 exons. NCBI's taxonomy places the organism in Eukaryota, Metazoa, Arthropoda, Insecta, Lepidoptera, Nymphalidae. The record is from RefSeq and is a predicted model, not a curated record.
GGGGCGGGAAAAAUAAUAAGAUGCUGUGUCAUAUUCUGGCAUUAGCGGUAUUGGUGGCGUCAGUCUCCAGCCACGGCCGAGUGCUGGGGCCUCCCUCAAGGGCCUCCAUGUGGCGCAAGGGCUUCCCCACCAAACCCAACUAUGACGACCAUGGUCUCAACUGCGGUGGCUUUGGGCAGCAGUUUUCCGUCAAUAGUGGAAAGUGUGGCAUCUGCGGUGAUCCCUUUGAUGAACCUGAGCCAAGGCGUCACGAACUUGGAGGCGAAUAUGGCUCGGGCCAAAUCGUAGCCAGCUACUACUCCGGACAAGUCUUCACUGCAGAAGUAGAAAUUACCGUCCACCACAGAGGGUACUGGUAUUUCAAAAUUUGUCCAGACCCUUACUCCAAAGACCAGGCAUGCUUCGACAGAUUCCCUGUGAGAUUAGAAAAGGGCGGAUAUAAUUUCUUCCCUCCAACAGCAGGACUAUAUAAAGUUAACUAUCGUAUCCCUCAAGGACUGGUUUGCGAGCAUUGUGUUCUUCAAUGGAGAUACGUAGCUGGUAACAAUUGGGGCUACUGCGGCGAUGGAAGAGCAGGUCUGGGAUGCGGGAAUCAAGAAACCUUUGGCGCUUGUUCUGACAUAACCAUCAAAGCUCCAGCUUUCCCGAUUCCUGAAGGUGGACCGGCACCUAUCGAAACUAGUUAAGAUUAAAUUAUGAAAAUCGGAGACGUCUUUACCGUGUCAGUAUUUUUUGGAUUUUUUCAGGCAUGUUUUAACAGUAAAUCUAGUCAAAAUGUUCCACUUUUUCUAGUCCAGAAUCCUGAGCUAACUUUUCGAGAUAAA